Papaver somniferum (opium poppy) is the source of this 645-nucleotide messenger RNA. RefSeq names its product extensin-1-like. NCBI's taxonomy places the organism in Eukaryota, Viridiplantae, Streptophyta, Magnoliopsida, Ranunculales, Papaveraceae. Bases 1 to 645 code for a protein of 214 amino acids. The transcript has a single exon. The record is from RefSeq and is a predicted model, not a curated record.
AUGGCUUUCAAAAAUGCCAUGCUUACAGUUACAGUUCUGUUUAUGGUAGUAGUAGGAACAUGUACGGCUCAAUCUGCACCUUCUGCAGCACCAACAACAUCAAUGACAAUGCCGCCGAUGAUGUCAACUGUUCCUUCUCCACCUAUGAUGAUGUCGCCACCUCCUCCGGCCAUGAUGAUGUCGCCACCUCCUAUGAUGAUGUCUCCACCUCCUCCGGCCAUGAUGAUGUCUCCACCUCCUAUGAUGAUGUCGCCACCUCCUCCGGCCAUGAUGAUGUCUCCACCUCCGAUGAUGAUGUCGCCACCUCCUCCAGCUAUGAUGAUGGCGCCACCUCCUAUGAUGAUGUCGCCAUCUUCUCCACCAGCCCAGCCUCCCAUGAUGAUGAUGUCACCACCACCAUCUUCUCCAAUGACACCAGGUCCUGGUCCUAGUACUGGUAUGAUGAUGCCCGGCUCUCCCCCUGCACCUACUCCUAUGUCAUCAUCCGAUGCUCCUGGUCCAAUGAUGAUGACUCCUGGUCCAUCCGAUGCUCCUGGUCCAAUGAUGAUGACUCCUCCCCCUCCUAAUUCAGGCGUUGUUUAUGGAGCUUCACUGACCAUGUUAGCAGUAUUCGGAGGAAUCUCAGCUCUACAGUUACUUGUUUAA